GCCCGCUGCAGACGCACCGCACCUCCAAAGGAGGCGAAGUCUUGGCUGGCCUCGUCGUCAAUCCAGUCAUCCUCUGCUUUGGCCCGGCAGGUACCCAACAUUGCCCUUUCCUCCUCCGCCCAUAGCUCAGGCACGGCUGGCCAUUCGCUCAGCACCUUUGAUUCUGCCACAAACACUACCUCAUCACCACCUCACUCACAUCGACCUGCCCAGAGCGACCGACUGUCCGUCCGUCCGUCCGACUGCGCAACCAUGGACUCGUCCGGCGUCCGCAGAAAGGACACCACCAAAGGCCCGCCUUUGCGCGUGCUCUCCCUCGAUGGAGGAGGCGUCCGCGGAUACUCGAUGCUCAUCAUUGUCCAGGAGCUCAUGCACCGCACUUUUGUCGAGACCGAAGGCCGCGCCCCCCGCCGCCAUGAGAUACCCAAGCCAUGCGACCACUUCGACCUCAUCGUCGGCACCGGGACCGGCGGCCUCAUUGCGCUCAUGCUCGGCCGCCUGCGCCUCGACCUCGAGACCUGCAAGGAACUGUACGUGCGCCUGACGCGCAUGGUUUUCGAGACGGACAAGACCAUUGCCGGCAUCCCAUACCGAUCGACGCUGUUCAAGGCGAGCAGGCUCGAGGACGCCAUCAAGCAGUGCGUGCGCGAGCACACCGUAUUUGAGGGCGAGGGAAAUGACGGUAACGUUGAAGACGAUCUCGUCAGCCCCCUCAACCCGGCCCAGCGAUCGAGCGCCUACCCGAGGCGCCACUCGAGCAACGCCAGCACCGUCAGCUUUAGCGCGCGCAGCCCCGCCGCCCAGAUGGCGGCGCGGCCCGCCUUCAACUCGAGAUACGGGAACCCAAAUGCCAGACUCUACGAUUCGCGGGAAAGGAGGACUAAGACCGCCGUGACAGCAAUUUACAAGGGGUCGCCGCGGGGCUCCCCGCCAGCCAUCCUGCGGUCCUACGACUCUCGACGAGAGCCGCCACCCGAGUUUGACUGCAAAAUCUGGCAGGCGGGCCGAGCCACCUGUGCCAUCGGCCUGGCCUUCAAGCCCAUUCAGAUCGGGCAGUCUUGGUUUCACGACGACGGGGUCGGAACGUUCAACCCGGCACCCGAGGCGCUCGACGAGGCCGUGGUAAAUGAAUGGCCCGGCCGAGAGGUUGGGUGUUUUGUCAGUGUCGGCACGGGAAGGAGGCCCAAGUCGAGCGAUGGCAACCAGCAAAUGUGGUACGAAGGGUUCCUCGGGGAGUUCGCCGAGGCACGGAGGAGACUGAUCGCCAAGAUCGAGGGCUGCGAAAAGAUCCACGAGGAAAUGAUGCGUGAGCACCUGCCGCGGAGGGGUGUUAACGUCGAGAAUUACUUCCGCCUCAACGUUGAGAUCGGCGUCGGCGAGUUCGGCAUGAACGAGUGGCACCGGCUCUCCGACAUUAGCACCGGGACGCGGCGAUACAUGGCCCGAGAAACAGAGCAGAAGAUGAUACAGGGCAUUUCGACCAGGCUGGCCAAGAUCCUGAAGGCCAAGAUACGCUGGGAGCGGGCGCAACAGGGCGUUCCGGAGCUAGUCAAGUCGACGUCAGCGACCAACUACGAGAUGCCGCUCGCGGUGGAGCUGCCAGGAGACGCGCCAACGUCGUAUGCCGCCGUGCCGCCACACAGCCCCAUGAGCCGAUCGUCGUUUGAAUCGGGCCCGGAAAGCCUACAGGUCGGCAACUUCCCUGCUUCGCCGAGGAGCUCGCACGACCGAAUGCGACCCGUGUCUGCAUGCUCACGAACGUCCCCGCCUCCGGCGGCGACAGACCGCCCUCUGCCGCCACCGCCCAUGGGCAGCCCGUCGCCUUACGGAGACGACCCGGACCGGCUCCUCGUCUCAGCACCGUCGCCCAUGCAGUAUCGGAACGCGUCUGGGGCGGACAAGAUUGCCAUCAUGAGCCCCGACGAGCACCCGCGGCCGCCACCCUCGAUGCACCCGGUGGGACCGCCCGCGACGCGGAUUGAGCCGCCGCCGCUGCCACCCAAGACACCCCUGCCGGACGGCAAUCAGCAGCAGCAGCAGCAUUACCACCCCGGCAGAGGCCCGAGGGUACCCACGCCUCCGUAUCCGCUGGACGACGAGGCACCACCGCCGCCCGUGAACAUGGCGCGGAAACCUGACUAUCGCGGGAGAUGAGCCGUGCGACGGGCCUCAGGGGAACAUUGUUUAUGGCUGGUGCGAAUUCGGAUCUUUCGGCAGGGACUGGCGUCUGGCGCGUAGUAGGACCAACUUGAGGCGGACACAUAUCACACAACAUGUCGAGCUGGGAUUGUCUAUGGACUUGCGCUUUGAUCUGAUACCAUGGCCGCGAGCUACUGCGGGACAGCUUAUUACGGGAAACGGGCUACGAGAUCUAGACUAAUGAUGGAUGCUAAACAUGGGGAUGCGGUAGUUAUUCUGACCAGCGUUCACGACAGACGCACAUACCUGCUACUAUAUAGUAAAGGAAUGAGUACGAUUUAACACACAAUGACAUCCUACCCAACAC
This is a messenger RNA of Purpureocillium takamizusanense, 2506 nucleotides long. Its product is annotated as Glycine hydroxymethyltransferase. Gene Ontology annotation, biological process: arachidonate metabolic process. Lineage: Eukaryota; Fungi; Ascomycota; Sordariomycetes; Hypocreales; Ophiocordycipitaceae. The transcript is spliced from 3 exons. Gene Ontology annotation, cellular component: membrane. The record is from RefSeq and is a predicted model, not a curated record. The coding region runs from base 253 to 2154 and encodes 633 amino acids.